Geodia barretti is the source of this 1002-nucleotide messenger RNA. The record is from the annotation of a GenBank genome assembly. Lineage: Eukaryota; Metazoa; Porifera; Demospongiae; Tetractinellida; Geodiidae.
AUGAUCACCCUGGAGAGGCGAUACUCCUCUGGUCAAAUCCAACACGACUGGCAGCGGAGUUGGGUUUGCCAGAAACUGUAUUUCAAGCUGGCAGCUCAAGCGCUGCAACUCCACACGGGCGUCCUUCAAGGACGGGAAGCGGUUGUGGCCAUCGCAAAGGCGCUUGAAGAGGGUAGUCGCGCGAUAAUGUGCGCCUCAACCGGCAACACCAGUGCCUCUGCCGCAGCGUUCGGUGCUUACAGCGGCCUGCCCGCGCUCGUGAUCAUUCCGAGGGGCGAGGUCGCCAUGGGCAAGCUGGCCCAAGCCAUGGCUUACGGUGCCAAAAUAAUCAUGGUUAACGGUAAUUUCGAUACCGCCUUUCAACUGGUCCGCACUUUCACGAGCAAGCACGAGGUAACGCUGGUAAAUUCGGUGAAUCCCUAUCGCCUGGAAGGCCAGAAGACAGCUGCCUUCGAGAUAGUGGAUACCCUCGAGGACGCGCCUGACUACCUUUUCAUUCCAGUGGGCAACGCGGGCAACAUAACCGCCUACUGGAGGGGGUUCAAGGAAUACCAUGAAUUGGGGCGCAGCAAAACCCUGCCCAAAAUGAUGGGAUUCCAGGCGGAAGGCGCGGCUCCGAUCGUCCGUGGUGAGCCGGUAGCCAAUCCGCAGACCAUCGCCUCAGCGAUUCGCAUCGGCAACCCGGCCAGCUGGAAGGGAGCCCUGGAUGCACGCGACAGCUCUGGCGGCACCAUUGACAUGGUGUCCGACGAUGAAAUACUGGAGGCGUACCGGCUUCUGGCUUCCCACGAGGGUAUUUUCUGCGAGCCGGCAUCUGCGGCGUCGUUUGCCGGACUGGUCAAGCUGCACAAGCAAGGCCUGGACCUUUCGGAGAAGCGAGUAGUCUGCAUAUUUACCGGCUCAGGACUCAAGGACCCCGAUCUGGCCGUUUCCAGCGUUACUCCCCAUACCGUCGUCGUCGAGCCGACCCUUGAGGCUGUGGAGGCCGUCGCGCUUUCCUGA